Alternaria atra is the source of this 1773-nucleotide messenger RNA. RefSeq lists its product as uncharacterized. Gene Ontology annotation, cellular component: fungal-type vacuole. NCBI's taxonomy places the organism in Eukaryota, Fungi, Ascomycota, Dothideomycetes, Pleosporales, Pleosporaceae. Gene Ontology annotation, molecular function: sucrose alpha-glucosidase activity. The record is from RefSeq and is a predicted model, not a curated record. The transcript has 2 exons. Gene Ontology annotation, biological process: sucrose catabolic process. The coding region runs from base 1 to 1773 and encodes 590 amino acids.
AUGCCUUCCCAUCUUUCCGUCUUUGCCGCCAUUGGCGGUCUGCUCACGUUUGGACAUGCACAGGAUUCAUCCAACACGUCAACGGCAUCGUUUGGCGUGACGAGCGUUGUGACAGAGACUGUAUCGGCUACGAGCACAUCAACAUACUCGCAAUCGGACGUGCCGACUGGGAUAUCAUUGCCAGGCGACUACGAUGAGCCGCUUCGACCUCAAGUCCACUUCAGCCCACCUGUAGGGUUCAUGAAUGAUCCAAAUGGCAUGUACGUUGAUGAAGAUGGUGUAUACCAUCUGUACUAUCAAUACAACCCUACAGCAAACGUCGCUGGCAACCAGCACUGGGGCCAUGCUACUAGCGAGGACCUAUACACAUGGACCAACCAGCCCAUCGCCAUCUUCCCCGGAGGUCCUACGGAGGGCGUUUUUUCAGGAUCAGCGGUAAUCGAUUCCAACAACACCAGUGGGUUCUUCCCAAACCAAACCAACGGCGUAGUGGCCAUCUACACCAUCAACGUCCCCGAGAACCAGACUCAGCACAUUGCUUACUCCCACGAUAACGGCUACUCCUUCACCAAGUACGAGAACAACCCUGUUAUCGUACCCGGCGGUACCAACCCCACGCAAUUCCGUGAUCCAAAGGUUAUCUGGUACGAACCAACCGAGAGCUGGGUCAUGGUCGUGGCGUAUCCUAUCGACUUCGAGAUUGGCAUUUUUACGAGCCCCAACCUCAUCGACUGGACACCCACAAGCAACUUCUCCCACUAUGGUAUCACUGGUCUGCAGUACGAGUGCCCAAAUAUGGUUGAGAUGCGCGUGGAGAAUUCCACUGACAGCGAUGAAUCCAAAUACGUCAUGCUCAUCUCCAUCAACCCUGGAGCCCCCCUCGGUGGGUCCAUCACUGAGUAUUUCGUUGGCACUUUUAACGGCACGCAUUUCGAAGCCGACGACUCCAGGACUAGACUUACAGACUUCGCCAAGGACAACUAUGCGGGCCAGUUCUUCUACGGUAUUCCUGCCGAUGACGACCAGGUUACGCUUAACUGGGCGAGUAACUGGCAGUACACCAAUGUCGUUCCGACUGCCGGCGAGGAAGUAGGCGAUGGUUUCCGCAGCGUCAUGACGGUACCUAGAGGCCACUACCUAAAAGAUCUACCUCGUCAGGGUCUGUCGCUGAUCUCGUACCCGUCUAACAUCAUGUCUAUCGUCGACUCGGAGCUUGCUUCGAAUGACUCUCUUGGAAACGGUACUGUCUUUGUAGACUACUCCACCGUGGAGUCAGGCGCCCUGUACUUUGAGGCCAAUGUCACUGGGCUCACCGGCGGCCCUUCCCUCGCCGGAUCCAUCAGCUUUACUUUCCAGUCUUCAGUAUCUGGCGAGUCAAUCUCAGGCGGAACCUUCAUCUCAUCUGGUGAUGUAUGGCUAGACCGCGGAAAGACCGACGGUUUCCAGAGCCCUUACUUUACUGACAAGUUCACUGCUACGGGUCUUUACAACGAGGAUGAUGGGUCGUGGAGGAUCUCAGGUAUCGUUGACAGGAGCAUCAUCGAGAUCUUCUUGAACGGUGGCGAACUCAGUGCGACUUCGGUCUUCUUCCCUACACAGCCACUUGAUAUGAUGAUGCUGAGGGUAUCGGGCUUGAACGAGACGGUAACGGCCAGUGUUGGUGUUUGGGGCCUACAGGCUGCUUGGCUUAACCAAGCUGAUGCUAAUGGUACAGUUGCGGGUAACACCACUGAAGGUGGUAACGCAAUGUUGGGAGCUGCAAAACUCUUGUAG